AUGCUAAUAUUCGGGACGAGGUGGGCGGUAAAAGUAACCGCAGGGAGUUGGUGGGGGGCGGGGGGGGGGGGGGGGGUGGGGGGGGGGGGGGGGGGGGGGGGGGGGGGGGGGGGGGGGGGGGGGGGGGGGGGGGGGGGGGGGGGGGGGGGGGGGGGGGGGGGGGGGGGGGGGGGGGGGGGGGGGGGGGGGGGGGGGGGGGGGGGGGGGGGGGGGGGGGGGGGGGGGGGGGGGGGGGGGGGGGGGGGGGGGGGGGGGUGGGGGGGGGGGGGGGGGGGGGGGGGGGGGGGGGGGGGGGGGGGCGGGGGGGGGGGGGGGGGGGGGGGGGUGGGGGGGGGGGGGGGGGGGGGGGGGGGGGGGGGGGGGGGGGGGGGGGGGGGGGGGGGGGGGGGGGGGGGGGUGCUACUAAAAGGGCUUUUAACCUCCCUGGAUUACUAG
Dicrocoelium dendriticum is the source of this 435-nucleotide messenger RNA. The record is from the annotation of a GenBank genome assembly. NCBI's taxonomy places the organism in Eukaryota, Metazoa, Platyhelminthes, Trematoda, Plagiorchiida, Dicrocoeliidae.